CCCAUGCAAAGCUCCACUUCCUUAGAGUGAGUGUCGUCGGGCGGGGAGAAGGAGGAGAAAGGGGAGGAAGAGAAAUUGAAGAGCGGGAGGGAAGAGCCGGCGGUAGAAGGGGAGCGGAGAAUAACGCCCGUGUGCCCGGGGAGCCGAAGCAGCCGGGACCGGUUCGUGAGCAGAGUGGCGGCGAGAGACAGGAUCCCGGGACCGGCUUCCGCGCCGCUCCGAUCUGGCCGGGCUCGGCCGGGGCAGCGUGAGGGCACGGAGCGGGCUCCGGCCGGCUGCAGCUCCGCCAUGGCAGCUAAUAUGUACCGGGUCGGAGACUGUGUCUUCUUUGAAAACUCUUCAAGCAAUCCUUUCUUGAUAAGGAGAAUUGAGGAACUGAACAAGACUGUUAAUGGCAAUGUGGAAGCAAAGUGUGUGUGUUUCUACCGGAGACGAGACAUUUCGAGCAGUCUGAUUGCACUUGCCGACAAACAUGCAAAGGAAGUAGAAGAGGAGAUGGAAAAUGGAGAGCUGCAGGAACUUUCUGAGAACGAGCGGCACCAGCUGAAACACCGCGAGCUCUUCCUGUCACGGCAGCUGGAGUCCCUACCAGCAACCCACAUCAGGGGAAAGUGCAGCGUUACGUUGUUAAAUGAAACAGAGUUGCUUUUGUCCUAUCUGGAACGUGAGGAUGCAUUUUUUUAUUCACUGGUCUACGAUCCACAACUGAAGACUCUUUUGGCAGAUAAGGGAGAGAUUCGUAUCGGCCCCCAGUACCAAGCAGACAUUACAGACCUCCUGAAAGAAGGAGAGGAGGAUGGAAGAGAUCAAGCUGAAAUGGAAGCCAAGGUCUGGGAUGGGGACACUCCACUGACAGACAAGCAGAUUGACCAGUUCCUAGUUGUUGCUCGCUCUGUCGGAACGUUUGCCCGUGCUUUGGACUGCAGUAGUUCGGUGAGACAGCCCAGCUUGCACAUGAGUGCGGCAGCUGCAUCCAGGGAUAUCACCCAGUUUCAUGCCAUGGAAACCCUGUACAAAAGUACCUAUGAGGUCUCGCAGGCCAUCUCUGCGCUGGUCCCUCAGGGUGGCCCAGUGCUUUGUCGGGAUGAAAUGGAGGAGUGGUCUGCUUCAGAGGCCAGCCUGUUUGAAGAAGCACUGGAGAAGUAUGGAAAAGACUUUGAAGACAUUCAGCAGGACUUUUUACCCUGGAAGUCAUUAACGAGCAUUGUCGAGUAUUACUAUAUGUGGAAGACCACGGACCGAUAUGUCCAGCAGAAACGGCUGAAAGCGGCUGAAGCAGAGAGUAAACUGAAGCAAGUCUACAUCCCCAACUAUAAUAAGCCAAACCCAAACCAGAUCAAUGGGACGAAUGCAAAGGCGGGAGCGAUGAAUGGAGGCGGUGUGCUGGCGCCAAAUGGGACAGUAGCAGUGCUGGGACCUGGGCGAGCAUGCGAGAGCUGCUUCACCACACAGUCACACCAGUGGUAUUCCUGGGGACCCCCCAACAUGCAGUGCCGUCUCUGCGUAGCCUGCUGGAGCUAUUGGAAAAAGUACGGUGGACUGAAAACACCCACCCGACUGGACGGAGAAAGGCCGGGACCCCACCGGAAUAAUCUGAGUGCCCACGGCACGCCGAUGAGGAAUAGCACCAGGCCCAAGUUUGCUGUGAAGACACGACAGGCUUUUUACCUGUGCACGACCAAGCUGACAAGAAUAGCCCGGCGCUUGUGUCAAGACAUUCUGCAACAGGCAGCCCGGCAUCCGUAUGUGCCAAUUAACAGUGCCGCCAUCAAGGCAGAGUGUACGUUGCGAUUACCAGAAGCAGAAAAUCGAGCCACAGGGCUGAAGCGUGCUGUUAGAAAACCCUUGGAAACAAUUGUGCAAUACUUAGAAGCUCAUCCAUGCCCGAAACAGGAGCGUGCUCAGGCUAGUCUGCACAUCAGCAACGUGACGCCUGCCAAGAUGAUGCCCAUCUUAAACCACAGCUCUCCCACUAUUCUGGGCAAGCGUAGCUACGAGCUGCACAAUGAUACCAAUGGGAAUAUGAAGAAACGCUUCCUGAUGCCUUAUAAGGGUAUGAUGAACCACACACAAGGGAGACAGAUGAUAAGCGCUCGAAAUGGCAAGCCACCAAGGACUGCAGACGAAGUGCUGGUGCAUAGGGAAGAUCCGCAAGUUACUUACUUCUUUUGAAUGGAGGCAGAGUGGGAGACGGCCCCAAGCACAGAUCUUCAUUGAGCAGCAUGCCCUGGACCAUGCAAGAGGCCCAAAGUCUACCAUCACCAAUGAGCCCAUUGUCAUUGAAGAUUAAUGUCACCUCCCUAUACUUCAUAUUGACCACGAUGCUUUUAUCCAGUGGAAGAGGAACAUUAUUUGUUUAUUUCUAUAUUUAAAAAAGUAUUUCAAAUGGCCUUCACCUUUACAACGUGAAUUUGGAUUGGCCGACAGAGGCCAAAUGAUGUUUGUUAGUAAUCCACCCUCCCCUUUGUUUACUGUGCUGACCACUGGACCUCAGUAGGAGAAGAAAUCGUUUCAUUUAUAAGAAAGACUUUCACAACUACGGGACAUCCUGUGGGUCAGUGAGGUGAAGAAGUAAUUUUUGAGGUCAUAUCACUUACAAUGUAGGGGAACGAAGUGGCCAAAUUAUGCCAGCAAGAUUCCACAGUCAUCUUUGAAAUAAACAACGAUUAUUUCACCUGCUUCUUUUUAAAUAUUGGGUAUAGAGGUAAAUAAAGAUGAAGAAACUCACUGUGAAAGCAAUUUAAGUUUAAAGAGAGAGGAGUAGAAUUGAUUCUCAGCUGUGACCAGUAAAGGUGAGGACUUGGGUCCAGGUGGAGCAGCCCUAUCUCUGGAGUGCUCUCCACACUAUAGUUAAAUGACUCUGACACAGUUUUGCAGUCUUUGGAUAUCAGACUCUGAAUCUUGCCUGCACUAUCCUAAGUUUCUGAGAAUGAGUACCUACCCUCACAGUUUUGGGGCAUUGUUUACAGCCAGUUACUUCCCCAUUUCCUUCCUUCCCGUAUCAGCCCAGGAGGAAAUUGCAGCUGAGAUCCAAUGAAGGGUCCUCCAGAAAUAUUAACUUGAUUUCUCUUUCCCCAUACAGCCGCUGUUGCUGUUUAGUUCCUAGAUAAGCAGUGCGGAUCGCUAAUUCUUCAAAAGGAUAGGUCCUAUUUCCUUUUUGCCUACUAGGCAGCAGACUGAGCAGUGAAUAGCGCAGUUGCCUCACACCUUGAGUGACUUGUCAGUGUCAAGUUGGCAUAUUCUUCCUGUGACCCCAGGUGCCCUUAUUUUCUUCCCCAUCCCAAAGAUACAUGGAUUGGGAGGUUAAUUAACCGCUCUUAAGUUGCCCCUAAUGCAUUGGUGAAUGGUAAAAUCUGGGGGUAGUUAAUGUGAAUGCAGAGAGAAUAAAAUAGAAUUGGUGUAAAUGAGUGCUUAAUAGUUGGUGCUGAUUCAGUGUGUUGAAGGGUCCAUUUCUGCUUUGUAUGACUCUGUUUUUCUGUCCUCUUCUCUGGAAGGUGCAAACUUUCAAGAAGGAUCUUUUUCAGGGGUCAAAUGAUUGCAUGUGUCUUAUGUAAAUGGCCCAAUGAACACAGAGUGUUGGGGAGCCAUCGGAAACCUGAACUCACACCUUCACUUGCCAUACAAACACGUGCACUUUCUGACUGAAAACCGAUGGAGGGCUGGGACCUUGGCUGGUUAUUGUCUAGAUUCCAGUCCAGGGCAUGGAAGAUGUCAGAAAUACUCUGAGGAGAUUUAGGCAAUUCAGAAAUAUAACCUCCCCACCUCUCACCAAAAAAAAUACUAUUGGUCUGGAGUCAAAGUUUGAUAGGGAGGGGAUGAGAAAUGAAACAAUAAAAUUGUACCUGUUGUCCACCUUGUUCAGUGUCUGUACUCUACAGAUUAGAUGUCCUCAGAUUAACGCUAGUAAACCUUCAAUCUAAAAUUGAAACUAGCAAGGAAGAUGGAAUAGAGUUGUAUAGCAUAGAAGCGGAUUGUUUGACCCACCAAAUCUAUGCCAGCCCAUUGUGCCAAUCUAUGCUGAUUCCACUGGCCUGCAUUAAUUCCAUAUCCCACCAUUCCCAAACUGGAGUCCAUGGACCCCUCAGUUAAUGAUAGGGGUAUGUAGCAUAAAAACCGUUGGGAACCCCUGCUCUACGUGCUGAUCAUUUUGAGAACCUGUCACAAUCCCUCUUAAAUUUUGUUACUGUUCCUGCCUCGACCACUUUCUCCGGAAGCUCCACAACCUGUGCACGCCAUAAUGCUGUAUGUUAUCUCCAUGCCCUGUCUGACCAGCUCCCUGGACUUUCACUGCAGUAUGGAUGCUCUCUGUAUCAGACUGCUUCUGAAUUUCUUCCAUUCCUUGUGGUCUGGCCUGCAUCUUACCAUUUUAGCUCUGCCUCCUUUCUAGCCAUUCUCUGAAUCCGAGUGCCUUGGAGCCCCAAAGGAGGCCAUUUGGCCCAUUAUACUUCUGCCAGAUUUUUGUAUUUUGCUCUUUCCUCACAGCCUUCCAGACAUACAUUGUUCAACAAAUCAGCCAUUCCAAUUUUGGAAUUUAUAACUAAAUUUGGCACCCUAUCCAAGGAGUAUGGGUUACAAGCACCAUAAAACUCCCUUUUGCUUCUUUUGCUAAUUGACUGAAACCAUUGACCUACCUGUGGACCUACUGAAGGUAAAUGGGAUGAGUAUCAGUACAGUGGGUGGUAUGGAGAUGGUGGAUUGGAGAGUCUGCCUCUCUACCUUCCAGUGGAUAGUUUCUCCUUUUUCACUCGCAUCUGCCUCUUCCUUAAUCUUUUUCAGUUUGCUUUGACUGAUGCCUGCUGGAUUAGACUCUAGUUGUUCUGCGUAACUUCUGGCAUGUGCCUGCAAAAUCUGAAUGGUGGACUGGAGCCAGUCAGGAGGUGGGAGUUGAUGAGUUCAAUUCCCUCUUUCUUCUAUGCUGUUGCUGUCUAACAUCAGCACCCUGUUUGCUGAAGGACCCCAAUAAUUUUCAUCUCAAUUACCUCUCCAACUGUCCAAGAAGAAAAUUAACUGGAACAAACAGCCUCAGCCCUAGGUCACGAUGUCCCAUGACCAGCUAACUGUCUUUACCCUUUGACGGUGGUGUUCUAAAAUAAAAGGUCCCAUUUAAAAUGGUUUUUAAAGAGGAUAUUAGUUUGAACUGAAAAUGAAGGCCAAGUCAUUUCCUGUUUAUGAAUAAAGAUGAUGAU
Mobula hypostoma (lesser devil ray) is the source of this 5186-nucleotide messenger RNA. RefSeq names its product metastasis associated 1 (gene mta1). Gene Ontology annotation, molecular function: transcription coactivator activity; histone deacetylase binding; transcription corepressor activity. The transcript is spliced from 20 exons. Lineage: Eukaryota; Metazoa; Chordata; Chondrichthyes; Myliobatiformes; Myliobatidae. Gene Ontology annotation, biological process: double-strand break repair; negative regulation of transcription by RNA polymerase II; response to ionizing radiation. The coding region runs from base 289 to 2172 and encodes 627 amino acids. The record is from RefSeq and is a predicted model, not a curated record. Gene Ontology annotation, cellular component: NuRD complex; nucleoplasm.